CAGGGAGGGAGGGGUGGUGAACCCCGGGCUGGUGAUGGACGAGGGCCCGGACCUGGUGACGGUGGAAAAGCCCGCUCCUCUGGAGAGGGCGAACUCGGCCUGGACGAGGAGGCAGCAGGCCGUGUCCGUGCGGCGGGCCUUCAAGCACUACGGCUCCUCCCAGAACCCCAACCACGUCCUCUCCAACCUCAACAUGACCGUCGCCAAGGGGACCAUAUAUGGCCUCCUGGGUGCCAGCGGUUGUGGUAAGACGACUCUCCUCAGCUGUAUCGUUGGGAGGAGAAGACUCAAUACCGGAGAGAUCUUUGUACUUGGAGGGAAACCUGGGACGAAGGGCAGUGGAGUUCCAGGGAAAAGAGUGGGCUACAUGCCACAGGAAAUUGCACUGUAUGGUGAAUUUUCCAUUAAAGAAACAAUGAUGUACUUUGGUUGGAUCUUCGGUAUGGAGACCCCUGAAAUAAACGAUCGCCUACAAUUUCUUCUCAAUUUUCUGGAUUUGCCAAGUCAAAGCCGUUUGGUUAAAAACCUCAGCGGUGGCCAACAGAGGAGGGUAUCCUUUGCCGUCGCUCUGAUGCACGACCCAGAGCUCCUAAUUUUGGACGAGCCCACUGUCGGAGUUGACCCACUUCUACGACAAAGUAUUUGGAACCAUCUCGUACAAAUUACUAAAGAUGGCAACAAGACCGUAAUUAUCACAACUCACUAUAUUGAAGAAGCAAGGCAAGCUCAUACCAUUGGGUUGAUGAGGAGCGGCAGGUUGCUGGCAGAAGAAUCUCCUCAAGUUCUUCUUUCCAUGUACAACUGCCAAAGCCUCGAGGAGGUAUUUUUAAAAUUGAGUCGAAAGCAGGGACAGGAAAAUUCUCCCCAAGAUGCAAAUUUAACGAACAACAUCUCGCUGGCAACGCUCCAUUGGGGUAAGAAAGAAGAACCUGUGUACGUAACCGAGGAAAGUGGAGUCGUCGGCUUAAAUUUUCACCAAAGCAAGGAGAUACUGAUUCAAGACAACACUAACGGGCAUUAUGAUAGAAUGAAUGGAGUAGCAGUGGCGCAGGGUUCAAAAGACGACAGCGUACAAUGUGACGAGUGCUCCGAGUGCUGUAAUCUUACAACCAAGGGAAAAACAAAGGCACUUCUUCAGAAGAAUUUCUUGAGAAUGUGGAGAAAUGUUGGAGUGAUGCUGUUUAUAUUCGCUUUACCGGUAAUGCAAGUCAUACUGUUCUGCCUCGCUAUUGGUCGAGAUCCAACAGGCCUUCACCUCGCCAUUGUCAACCAGGAAAUGGACUGGAGUUCCAGAAAUUGUCCCGUCUACAAUAAUUGUACUUUCCAGUAUUUGUCAUGUCGAUACAUUAACGCUUUGCGGAAUGAUACUAUUAUAAAAGAAUAUUAUGAGACCCCCGAGAGUGCGAUAAAUGCAGUUAAAGUAGGCGAUGCUUGGGGAGCGAUAUACUUCACCGACAACUUCACGGACGCACUCGUGGCUAGGAUGGCACUCGGCAGGGAUUCUGAUGACGAAAUUCUUGACCAGAGUGAAAUGAGAGUAUGGCUGGAUAUGUCAAAUCAACAGAUUGGCUUAAUGUUGAACAGAGAUUUACAAGUUGCGUAUAAAAACUUUGCCCAAAAACUGCUAACAGCGUGUGGAAAUAAUCCAAAACUAGCGGACAUACCAAUUCAGUUCAAGGAACCAAUUUAUGGAAGUAAUGAACCUAGCUUUACAGACUUUGUUGCACCUGGUGUAAUUCUUACAAUUGUAUUUUUCUUGGCUGUCGCAUUAACCUCGUCUGCUCUUAUCAUCGAGAGGAUGGAAGGACUUUUGGAUAGAAGUUGGGUCGCAGGUGUUCUCCCGCAUGAAAUAUUGUUCUCUCACGUGAUAUGCCAGUUCGUCGUCAUGUGCGGGCAGACCGCACUUGUUCUUAUAUUCAUGAUCCUCGUGUUCGGGGUCGAAUGCAAAGGGGACAUUUUCUUGGUUAUAUGCCUCACGAUUCUUCAAGGUCUCUGUGGGAUGUGUUUCGGUUUUGUUAUAUCAGCAGUGUGUGAAUUGGAAAGAAACGCAAUACAGCUUGCUUUGGGCAGUUUUUACCCGACAUUACUUCUCAGCGGGAAUGCCAAUUGUGCUGAGGUAUAUCUCGGCCUGCCUGCCAUUGACGAUGGCUACCACAUCGUUGCGGUCGAUGCUCACCAGGGGCUGGAAUCUCCUCGAGACAGACGUCUACCUCGGCUUCAUCUCGACCAUCAUAUGGAUUGUCGCCUUCCUCACGAUAUCGCUCCUUGUACUCAAGUUCAAGCGGGGUUAAACUAG
Molecule: messenger RNA, 2296 nt
Organism: Nezara viridula (southern green stink bug)
Lineage: Eukaryota; Metazoa; Arthropoda; Insecta; Hemiptera; Pentatomidae
Source: the annotation of a GenBank genome assembly